This is a messenger RNA of Nelumbo nucifera (sacred lotus), 1230 nucleotides long. The record is from RefSeq and is a predicted model, not a curated record. NCBI's taxonomy places the organism in Eukaryota, Viridiplantae, Streptophyta, Magnoliopsida, Proteales, Nelumbonaceae.
AUGGAGAGCCUGUUCAACCUGUUCGAUAGAAUGCCUAACAGAAAUGUAGUCUCGUGGACAGUCCUAAUGGAUGCAUGCCUGAGGUGGGAGCAACCUUCAAUGGCAUUGGUGAUCUUCCGUGAAAUGCAAGAGACUGGAGUUAAGCCCGAUCAAUUUGCCAUUGUUAGUCUACUAUCAGCUUGUGCUCGCCUUGGUACCUUGAACCUGGGUAUGUGGGUUCACGCUUUCAUAGAAAGAGUGCGACUCGAACAAACAAUCUUUAUCGGGACGGCCCUGGUUGAUAUGUACUGUAAGUGUGGAAGUGUAGACAACGCUCUUGCAGUGUUCAAUUCCAUGCCCACGAAAACUCUCCUUUCUUGGAAUGCGAUGUUACAUGGGCUAUCGGUGAAUGGACGUGGAAGAGAGGCUGUAGAACUGUUCUCAGAGUUGGAGAAAGAAAGUGGAAUCCAUCCCAACGAGGUAACAUUUGUGGCAAUCCUAUGUGGUUGCAGCCAUAGCGGGCUCGUUAAAGAGGGGCGUUUUUAUUUUGGUUUGAUGCAAAAUAAAUAUGGGAUUGAGCCCACAGUCAAGCAUUACGGUUGCAUGGUGGACUUGCUUGGCCGGGCGGGACUACUUGAGGAGGCUUUUGAAAUGGUCAAUAAGAUGCCGGUUCCACCCAACACCGUCAUUUGGGGAGCUCUGCUCAGCGCAUGUAGGGUUCAAAAUAAUAUGGGUAUGGCAGAGCGUGUGAGCCAGAAAAUAAUUGGGAUCGAUGAAGAUGGUCUAAAGGGGGACACUAGCCACUAUGUGAUCAUGUCAAACAUGUAUGCCAGAGCUGGAUUGAUGGAUAAAAUGGCAGAAGCAAGGCUAAGGAUUGGAAAGAAACCAAAGGGUCGUAGUUGGAUUGAGAUUGGAUUUCAGGUUCAUGAGUUUUCUGUAGGAGAUAGUUCACACCCCAUGUGGGCUAGGACUAAGGAGAUGUUAGAUGAGGUGAUGGAGAAGGUUGGAGAGAAUAGAGGUGAGGAAAACCCCCAAACCCAUCACAGUGAGAAGGUAGCUGUUGCUUUUGGCCUGCUGAAUACCUGUGCCUCUACACCUAUUAGGAUCGUCAAGAACCUCCGCAUGUGUGCGGACUGCCACAGGUUGAUGAAGUCAAUAUCUAAGGUCUACAAGAGAGAGAUUGUUGUAAGAGACAGUACUCGAUUUCACCGAUUUAUGGAGGGGGGUUGUUCUUGCAAGGACUACUGGUGA